Salvelinus fontinalis (brook trout) is the source of this 1730-nucleotide messenger RNA. RefSeq names its product transcription cofactor vestigial-like protein 4. The transcript is spliced from 6 exons. The record is from RefSeq and is a predicted model, not a curated record. Gene Ontology annotation, biological process: negative regulation of DNA-templated transcription. Gene Ontology annotation, molecular function: transcription coactivator binding. The coding region runs from base 114 to 974 and encodes 286 amino acids. NCBI's taxonomy places the organism in Eukaryota, Metazoa, Chordata, Actinopteri, Salmoniformes, Salmonidae.
CGGGUCAGGGCGUUGUAGAUCAGUCAUGUACCCAUCGGGCAAAUUGGACAUAAAAUUGCUGUCCGACAGCCGACGACGCAGUUUGCUUUAUUCACAGACAAAGACAAGGAAACAUGGCUGUUGCAAACUUGCAAUACAUAACUCGGAUGAGCAGUGGCUUCAAAGUCUACAUCUUGGAAGGUCAGCCGAACCUAAGAAGUGAAGAUAGAUUCAGGCAUAUGACAAAUGAGAGAGUUCGAGUACCACCAGUGCAUCCAGUCAAGCGCAAACACAGCUCUGAGCGUGGCCUAACAUUGGAAGAAAGGCGAGAGAGGGCACAGAGCAAAAGCAACAUGAGAAGUGCUCAGAGGCCAGCUGUGUUUAGUGUUCCCCAGAGCCCCACAUCCUCCUGGAGCCCAACCCCAAGCCCCACAUCCUCCUGGAGCCCAACCCCCAGCCCCACAGGUCAUCUUCCCCAUCAUGUGUAUCCCACACCCCCUAUGGAUGAACCACUGGACCUAAUUAAGAAACCAAGGAAAGAGCCUGAGGGGACAGAGAAGGAAACCAAAAGCACUACAUCCACUGAUCAGAUACAGAUGCGUCCUUCUGUGAUCACCUGUGUCUCCUCCACAAGAAAGCCCACCUGCAGAUCUGAGAUCCGCAGCAGCAGCCACUCCUCCACAGUGCUAUAUAAGCACAGCUAUGACCAUGUGGUGGAGGAGCAUUUCAAGAGAAGCCUGGGGAUGGACUACCAAAGGGCCAGCUCCCGCCAACUCUCCAUCAGCGUUUCUGUGGAUGACCACUUUGCCAAAGCCUUGGGAGGGAAGUGGCUUGAGAUCAAAUCUAAAUCCUCCUCGUGCUCCUCGUCUACAUCCUCACCACCCAGCAGCCCAAGUGUCACUCACUCCCCCAGCUACAGCCACAGCCCAAGCCAAGCUCCCAAAGAGUCUCAAAGUACCACUACUCCCACCUCCAGCUUCUGGUCAGUCAAAUAAAACUACAGAGACCUUUCCUGGAGAAAGAAUGAACUUUGAGUAGCUUUUUAUGCAAUACAACAGCAGGUCCAUGCUUUUCAACGAAUGAAAGCACAAAGGAAACAGUUAUUGAGCAAGGGUAGACUAGAGAACGGGAAUGCAGGAAUACUUACCUACUCUAUGGUUGAACCAUUGAGAGCAUCUCUAUGAGUCUAUGCCCUGUUUGUGGAAAGGGGGUUUAUUGGUCUAAUUUCAAGGGACAAGCAAAUGUUACAGUGAUGUGAUGUCUUUAUUUCUCUUAAUUUCUGUCACAGACUUUUUCAUAGCAUAUCUAUCUCUGAAAUAGAUGGCCAUUAUAUUUCAGUAAAUGUGUCAUAUUUCAUGCGGUGAAGAUGCCACAACUUUCAUGAUUGUGUAUUUAUACUGUAUGUUUUUAAUGAACCUGGAUCCUAUUUUCAGUCUACUAAACUACUGUGCUAAUCUCCUGUACAAAAAAAUUCACCAAACCUGUUCAAUACAGUAACUUUGUGUUUUUGUAUAAAAUCAACUUAAAAAUGACAAAUCAAAAAUAAAAACCUAUUUGUGACUGGAUAUUACAAGUUGAGGCUUUUUUAAAUAAAACAUACUUAACUUAAAUUAACAAUAUUCUUGUAUGAAAAGCAACCUGGUGAUUUACGAAAACCUUUUGAAUGUGCAAUUUUUAUAUGAUGUACUUUGAAAAAUAUGGAGUGCUUUGAACACUGAUAAAAUGCAUUAUAUAAAUUCAAUUCAAUAUAA